Messenger RNA from Aspergillus wentii DTO 134E9, 1365 nucleotides. RefSeq lists its product as uncharacterized. The record is from RefSeq and is a predicted model, not a curated record. The transcript is spliced from 4 exons. The coding region runs from base 1 to 1365 and encodes 454 amino acids. NCBI's taxonomy places the organism in Eukaryota, Fungi, Ascomycota, Eurotiomycetes, Eurotiales, Aspergillaceae.
AUGGCUGCCGCUCCUGUCACCAGCAAGCCGCAGGCUCAACCUGAGUCCGCCCCAGAGAAGCAAAAGCAGGCGCAUUCCUCUAAUGCUUCCAAUGCCUCAAAGGCAGAUGCGGCUCAAGUGACAGCAAACAGCUUGGACAACCUCGACAACCCCCAAUUCAAGGAACUCCAGAGGAGCUUGCGCAAUGCUUUGAAGAAGCUGAACGCGACCGUUAAAGUUGAUGCCAUCAUCGCUGAGAAUCCUGGAAAAUCGCUGGAUGAGUUGGUUGCGGAGAAGAAGAUCAACAACGAUCAAAAGGCUCAGGCACUGAAGAAGCCUUCUCUGCAAGCCGCUGUUACUCAGAUUGAGGAGCAGAUCUCCCACUUCAAGGAGUUUGCCGCUCAUUAUGAGGACCGCCUGGCCAGCCAGAAGACCGAUUUGGAGAAGGCCCACAAGGAAGAGUUGAAUGCUUUGCGGGAGAAGUCCGUUGCUGAGGCUGCUGAGGCUAGUAAGAAGGAAUUCGAGAAGCGAUUGCUCACUUUGAGCAAGUUUCUCUGCGCUGCCGCAGCUAUGAGGCGCUCAGGUGAUGAGACUUCCAACGAGAGCCGCGGCUUCGAGGGUGUUUUAUACCAGGUCUACGGUGGCUCCCUGGAAGCUGUUGGCUUCAUGUCGAAGCUUAUCGAUGGAGUGGAUGAGAAGAUCGUCGGCGUUGAGGGUGAGGCGCUUGAUAUUACCUAUGGCAAGGUGAAGCAGAUCUCUGAAGGGUACGCCCCGACCUCCGAGGAAGUGACUACGGAAGCAGCUCCCGCAUCGGACCCUACUUUGGCCAAUGCGGGUUACACCGAGCUUCAGGAUAGCACCUUAGCAGCUGCCGACCCUGCUGCGAGCCAACAGCCCACAGCUGCUGCUGAGGCCACCCAGUCCGAGCAGGUGCCUCCGCCCGCUCAAACCCUCGUAUCUGACGCCGCGAACCCAGUGGCAGAGGCGACUUGGAUCUCCAAUGCGGAUGCGUCUCACCCGUCUUCUGCGACUGCCGAAGGCUGGGUGGAAGUGCCCCGCGACCCAGCUGAGACGGAUACUGGCCUACAGGCGACCCCCGCAGCCGUUGAGACCGACUUGAAGAACAACUCUAUUCCAGCUCAGACUUCCGAGAAUGGACAGGUCCGCAAGGAAGGUGUUGACGGUUUCGAGCCUGUGGUGCACCACCAGAGACAGCCCAGUGGACGUGGACGCGGCGGUGGUGGACGUGGACGCGGACGAGGUGAGUUCCGUGGUCGGGGACGCGGUGACUUCAGAGGCCGUGGCAGGGGCGGACGUGGCGGACGUGGCCGUGGUGGACCCAAUGGUGCUCCAGCCGCUGCAACCCCCGCUGCAGGAACCCAGUAG